CUCUCGAGUCUCUACCACCACCACCUGCUCCAACAUGGCGACCGAGCACGACUACCGCAGCGCCAAGACGCACCCCAUCUCGAAGCGCAACGACGGCUCGUCGCACACGAGCCACGCCAACCCGGACGAGUACGCCGCGCUGUACAAGGAGUCGGUCGAGCAGCCGGCGCAGUUCUGGGACAAGAUGGCCAAGGAGCACCUCUACUGGCACCGCCCGUACUCGACCGUCACGGCCGGCUCGUUCACCGCCGGCGAUGUCCAGUGGUUCCCCGAGGGCGGCUUGAACGUCUCGUACAACUGCGUCGACCGCUGGGCGUACAAGCACCCGAACAAGACCGCCAUCAUCUGGGAGGCCGACGAGCCUGGCGAGCACGUCGAGCUCACGUACGAGCAGCUGUUCCAGGAGGUCUGCAAGACGGCCAACAUCCUCAAGAGUUACGGCGUCAAGAAGGGCGACACCGUCGCCAUCUACCUCCCCAUGGUCCCCGAGGCCGCCAUCGCCUUCCUCGCGUGCGCCCGCCUCGGCGCCAUCCACUCCGUCGUCUUUGCCGGCUUCUCCGCCGAGUCGCUCCGCGACCGUGUCGUCGACGCCAAGUCGCGCGUCGUCAUCACGACCGACGAGGGCAAGCGCGGCGGCAAGACGAUCGCGACCAAGUCGAUCGUCGACGCGGCGCUCACCGAGUGCCCGGACGUCGAGCACGUCCUCGUCCUGCAGCGCACCGGCGGCAAGGUCAAGUGGACCGAGGGCCGCGACCACUGGUGGCACGAGGAGAAGGAGAAGGUCCAGCCGUACUGCCCCGUCGAGAUCGUCUCGUCCGAGGACCCGCUCUUUAUCCUGUACACCUCGGGUUCGACCGGCAAGCCCAAGGGCGUCGUCCACACGUCGGCCGGCUACCUCCUCGGCGCCUUCAUGACGCUCAAGUACGUGUUUGACGUGCACCCGGACGACCGGUACGCGUGCAUGGCCGACGUCGGCUGGAUCACGGGCCACACCUACAUCGUCUACGGCCCGCUCGCCAACGGCGUCACGACGACCAUCUUCGAGUCGACGCCCGUGUACCCGACGCCGUCGCGCUUCUGGGAGACGGUCGCCAAGCACAAGCUCACGCAGUUCUACACGGCGCCGACCGCGAUCCGCCUCUUGCGCCGCCUCGGCGAGGAGCACACCAAGGGCCACGACCUGUCGACGCUGCGCACGAUCGGCUCGGUCGGCGAGCCCAUCAACCCCGAGGCGUGGGAGUGGUACUGGGAGCACGUCGGCAACAAGGAGUGCGCCGUCGUCGACACGUACUGGCAGACCGAGACGGGCUCGAUCAUCAUCACGCCUCUUCCCGGCGCGACCAAGACCAAGCCCGGCGCAGCAACGCUCCCCUUCUUCGGCAUCGACCCGGUCCUGCUCGACCCGACGACGGGCAAGGAGAUCGAGGGCAACGAGGUCGAGGGCGUCCUGUGCGUCCGCAAGCCGUGGCCCUCGAUCGCCCGCACCGUGUACGGCGACCACAAGCGCUUCCUCGACACGUACAUGAACCCGUACCCGGGCUUCUACUUCACCGGCGACGGCGCCGGUCGUGACCACGACGGCUACUACUGGAUCCGCGGCCGCGUCGACGACGUCAUCAAUGUGUCGGGUCACCGCCUGUCGACGGCCGAGAUCGAGAGCGCCCUCAUCCAGCACAACGGCGUCGCCGAGACCGCCGUCGUCGGCAUCCCCGACGAGCUCACGGGCCAGGCCGUCGUCGCCUACGUCUCGCUCAAGCCCGAGUUUGCCGCCGAGAACCCGGACGAGCCGGCGCUCCUCAAGGAGCUCGUCCUCCAGGUCCGCAAGACGAUCGGACCGUUCGCUGCGCCCAAGAAGCUCGUUCUCGUCAACGACCUGCCCAAGACGAGGUCGGGGAAGAUAAUGCGACGCUUGCUGCGCAAGAUUGCGAGCGGCGAGGGCGACCAGCUGGGCGACUUGUCGACGCUCGCCGAGCCGGCCGUCAUCGACCAGAUCAAGGAGAAGUUUGCCAAGGCGUGAAUCUGCAAGUCUGUGCCGUUGUCGUCGCAGUGACCCUUCCUCGUCGUCGUCGUCUCGUCGUCCGUUCGCGCCCGGUCCUCUCCCUCUGUACCUUGUCUCGAGCUCUCUUCGCUCUCUCUUCUUGAUACUGCAACACAAGGGUUCGUUCCUGAUGC
This is a messenger RNA of Rhodotorula graminis WP1, 2172 nucleotides long. RefSeq lists its product as uncharacterized. Gene Ontology annotation, cellular component: cytosol. NCBI's taxonomy places the organism in Eukaryota, Fungi, Basidiomycota, Microbotryomycetes, Sporidiobolales, Sporidiobolaceae. Gene Ontology annotation, molecular function: acetyl-CoA synthetase activity; AMP binding. The record is from RefSeq and is a predicted model, not a curated record. The transcript has 10 exons. The coding region runs from base 35 to 2017 and encodes 660 amino acids.